Messenger RNA from Pestalotiopsis fici W106-1, 1011 nucleotides. RefSeq lists its product as uncharacterized. The transcript has a single exon. NCBI's taxonomy places the organism in Eukaryota, Fungi, Ascomycota, Sordariomycetes, Amphisphaeriales, Sporocadaceae. The record is from RefSeq and is a predicted model, not a curated record. The coding region runs from base 1 to 1011 and encodes 336 amino acids.
AUGGACCAAAUUCAGAAUGAACUCGAGCUCAUGGCUCAAGGCGCAGCUACCAUCUGUCAGUAUGCAACCUCCAAGUCCGACGCGGUGGAGCGAUGGGUCAAGUUGUUUGGGUAUGCCCGUGCAGAGGCCGAGAGCAAGAUAGAACGACGCCGCGAGGAUAUCAACUCGACCACGAUCUCUAUGGAGCACUGGGACAUGAUCCGAGAGGAAAAGGAGGCAGAAGGACAUGACAAGGAGUCAUACGAACAUUCCAUCGACCUUCUCAAGCAUAGGCAACAUUCAUCACAAACACCCAAGUCUACCGCGGCAGUGGCACAAAAGAGACCAGCAAGAUUUUUAUUGAAGCUCGAAGGCCCACUCCAAGACAUCAAGACGGUCCAAGAGGCCGCAAGCCUGUCCUGCCCUCCAAAGAUCCGACAAGGCAGCGACGAUUCCGGGCGCCCAGUGCGCUUUUGUCAAAUCGACAGCGUCGCCCGGGACAAGAUUAUCAACUUUGUCGCAGGAAAGGCAUGGGCAUAUGACUUGACAUCCAACCUCCUCCCGGAUCGGACCGCCGAAAAGAACCUAUCUCCGACCUCUGCAUACCCCAUGCUGGGCAUCGACGGGAUGCUUCCACAAUUUCGAGGUGGCGAUCAUGUACUUCCGCGCGACAAUCAGUACCCAGUGUGGUAUUUCUUUUACGGAACACUGGCCCAACCCAAGGUGCUACAGUCGGUUUGUGGUGAGGAGCAGCCAACCUGGAAUUUGCAUAUUUCAUACAUUUUUGGUGGCGACUUGAAGACUUGGGGUAGAAAGUACAAGGCCUUGGUUGACCAUGAAGGUUACGCAGAGUCAAAAGCUGUUUAUGGGUUUUCGUAUCUUGUUGUAUCAGAGGAAGUAGAAUUGGCGCUAAGAGUGUACGAGACGGAGAAGUACGAGGUCGUUCGGUGCACUAUCCAUUUGGCGAGCGGUAGGCGAAUCAUGAAGGGAUUAACUUUCAAGUUUGUCGGAGAUGAGGUACUGGAGCCUUGA